Blastomyces gilchristii SLH14081 is the source of this 4538-nucleotide messenger RNA. RefSeq lists its product as uncharacterized. The coding region runs from base 604 to 3228 and encodes 874 amino acids. Gene Ontology annotation, molecular function: protein binding. The record is from RefSeq and is a predicted model, not a curated record. NCBI's taxonomy places the organism in Eukaryota, Fungi, Ascomycota, Eurotiomycetes, Onygenales, Ajellomycetaceae. The transcript is spliced from 3 exons.
CAUUGGAACUAGUUUAGUCAGCAGGGUUUCGUCGAGUCACCGCCUUUGCUCUUUGGGCUUGACUGCGUUGGUUUGACGACGACGACGACGUUACUUGACUCGACUACGUUGACGCUUCUGUAUGGCCGCUUUGGCUGCGAUGUGUCCACCUGGCGGCGUGGAUGGGCUCCAAAUGCACCCGUUGACAAGUAGGAAUAGCUGGUUGCACGGGAUGUAUACCCGCUGAGGGGGACCCAAGGCUGCCCUGCCCCGUGAUAUCAUGCUAUUCUUUUUCUGAAGGUUGCUUCACUGUUGUUGCUGUUGGUAGGUGUGCCUUACCACAUCAUAUCAACCCAAUAUGAGGAACAACUCCACUUCUCAUAUACUUCGUGAUUGGAGAACCAGAGGACCCUUUCUCCGAUGUUCAUGCAGCCGCCGGCUGAGUUUAAAAUAUGUGAGGUUAUCGGAACGAGCGCUUGAGAGAUGGAGCUCGGUAUAAGAUAUCCCUCUCAUCUGCUCUGUUGUGAUUGCACCAAGUACCAGUAUAAGCAUUGAAUUCUUGUAUAUUUGAUUUCAUGCUAUUUCUUUAUUUUUUAGGUCAAAGAGUGACUUUCUGUUAAGACAAUGCACAGAGAUCGACAGAGAUACAGUGCUGAGUGGCAGAAAAUGAUGCCCAAUUCAGUCACUACCAGCAAUUAUCAUCAUCACAAUACUUCACAGUUUGACAAUGAUGGCCAUCAAUCUUAUCAAUCUUUCCAGAACCACCUAGAGAAAAAAGUGUUGUUGUCGCCUUUUUCAUCGAAACAGGAAGACAGCCCUUUGCAAAAUGUGAAAGCUCCAAUGAACAACUGCUGUUCAUCCUCAUCCAUUUCCUGCAAAAGCCCCUUAAUCCACCCGAGUCAUUACUGUCCUGUACAGGUUAUCAGUGCUCUGAUAUCCUCAUUGUCGAAAGACAUAGGCAGAACGCGAAGCUGUAAGCGCGCCCCACCUACGGCUGCCUCUGCCACCCUCCCAUUGCCAUCGAGUGUUGUUCGGCCUCAGAAGUCCAGACGGGCGCGCAACAAGUCCGCCUCCAGCAGUUUAGAGUCGCCUUCAUCGGAGUGGCUAAACUUGAUAAGUUCAUGGCCAAGGAAAGCACAGGUUUCCCGAGAAACCGCAAAUCCACGCUCCUAUGCCGCGUUAACCGCGGAAGCUAGCCUCAACGCUGAUUUUUUGGAUUGCGACUACACCAUGGCAGAUCCCGCCUCUGUAAUAGCUGGAGCGUAUCUUCCCAUUGGCUCAAUAUCUACAGUGACGGUUAUGCCUGGCGGUGCUGUAGAAUGUAAAGCCGAUGUCACCGUUAACGCCUUUGAGUCAACUUACAGUUUGCAUCGCUGUAUCCUCGAGAGAGUCCCUUACUUUGCUGCCAUGCUUUCCGGCCAAUGGAAUGAAACUGGCAACCACGUACUUUCAAUCUUUCCCGAUGAAAUGGACCCAAACAUCACGAGAGUGGGAUUUGAAGUUGCUCUUGAGUAUAUGUACGGUCGGAAAGUUAUGGACUUGAUCGAAUUGGAUCCUAUCGGGGUAUUCGCCGCCUGCCAAUGGUUAGAUCUCUCUGAGCUGUUGAAAUGGGCAGUUCAAAAUAUCAUGCACCACUUGGAUAUCUCGAACAUCCAUUUGAUUUUGUCUAUAUUCACUGAAUAUCACUAUGGGAAGGAAGGAAGAGUGGUACUAGAUGCUGCGAAGUCUUUACUGCGCCUACGUGGCUGUGAAAUGCCACUCGCUGUUUGGGAUCACAUCCCCGCGGAGAUCGUCAGAGACAUAGUUGGUGGCGAUGCGUUUUACAUGCCCUCCGAGCUCAAGCGGUGGGAGUACGCAGUGUCCCUUCUAGACCGAGUUCUGGAGUCUAAAGCCUCGAAAAUGCGAAUCCCCUUCUUGAACGACAACGCCUCAGCUCCUGCCCAUGUUAAACGUCAAUUGGAAGGCAUCCUUCCCGAUGACCCUCCGGAAGCCGACACGGACACGGAGCUGGAUUUUGAAACGGAUCGCCAAUUCUCGGAAGAUAUGCACAAUCAGUGGCUCAAUCUCUACACGCACCCGGACAUCCUUCCUAUCCGACAAAUGAUUAUGGAAGACAUUGCAUACAUGCACAUCCCGCUUGAGCAUUUUCGAAGAGUUCAGUCUCAUCGUGACAUCUUCGGGGUGCGUCCUGUUCAGCCGGCUGUGAUCCAUUCUGCGUUUGUACAGGCAUUAAAGCUUGCGCACCUGGUCGAUACUGCUGAUGAGUUCAGCCUGAAAUUGGAUAUCGGACAUGCUACGUUCAUGAGCGAGUUUCCCGCACGCCAGCGCUCGCAAAUACACCGUUUCCACAUAGAUUCCGGCUUUUACCCAUGCUCCAUGCCUGGUGGGGAUGUGAUCCGCCGCGAAUAUCCUGUUACGAAGGAAGAUACAACAACGUCGAACCUUACAGUUACGCGUAAGGCAAGAGGGUUUAUUCAUCAGGACUGCAACAAGCACGCAGGGCAACAAGGAUUCCGUACCAGUCAUCUCGUUAUGGGCUGGGAACGUCGCGAUUUCAUAAAACCACUGCCAAUCACUUCCACUGUCACGCAUCCUGACCACAGCCCCUUUCCGCCAUUUAGAUUCUCAACAACCUUUCCCCACCCGGCCACACUGGAAAAUAGGCAACGAUUAUUCUCGUCUCCUUUCUGGUACGCAGGUGCAACAUGGGUCCUCUAUCUCUGCCACAACACCAUCCCCAAAGCGAGCAGCGUAGGACUCUACCUCCGACGCAUCUACGACACUCGCCCCGCGGAACCUUCUCUGGAAAGCUGGAGCUCCCGCAUCAACCCACCAGGCAUGGCCCACUACGAACCGCUCGUCGCUUGCCACUCCAGACCCAGCAACCCCCACCUAGACGAGCCGUCCAACUAUUACAACGAAGCUUACCCAAGACUCGAUCUCGUCGGAGACAGGUUCGGGUCCCGAAACGGCGUGGGACAUUCUCUUGGGCGCGAGAGGGAUACCCCUGCCAUGCUCCCCUACGUCGACAUUCGCUCCUCUGUCACCGCGCACUUCAAGCUAUACUCCAACUUCGUGUGUGCGGGACAGCCCGCGUGCUUUCAGAGCAAGCCGGAGCAGUUUCAGAUCGAUAGGUGCUGGGGGUGGGAUGUGCGCGUGCCUGAUGGGCAGGAGCCGUUGUUGGACCUAUGUGGUAAUCCAUUGAAUGAGAGGCAGUUGAAGAUUUGUUUGGUUAUUGGCAUCCUGUGAGGUGUGGUAGUUAAUGGCUAAGAAAAAUAAUCAUAUAGUAAAUAUGACUGCCUGUUCAGUUGUGUCUAAUGAUCAUCUUCUUCACUAUUUCUUGUCUUUUUUCAACAUCUCUUAUUUUCUGUUUCAAGUUCUUCUAAUCUUCAACUUCACUUGUUUCUUGUUUCUAUGUCAAACUUCUUUAUAUGUGCCUCUCUUUUCUUCUCUUUUCUUCUCUUUCUUUUCUUUUUCUUUCUUUCUUCUUUCUUCUUCUUCCUUUUUUUUUUUUUUUUUUUUUUUUUUUUUUUUUUUUUUUUUUUUUUUUUUCUGUUUCAUCUCCACAUCUCACUCUUUUAUUUUUCAAUUUAGCUUUCACUUCAGAUGAGCUCUCAAUGAAUCAUGAAAUUUCAUCUGUUAUUUUAACUACUUUGUGUCAAUCAUCACAUUAAUUUUUUAGUUUGUUUAUCUUUCUUAUGCUUUGCUUAUUCAAUUGAAAUUUCUUAUUUAAUAUCUAAGCUCUCAGUAUAUUCUUUUUGUGUCAAUGUAAAUAUUCAUAAUUGAUUUUUUGUCUUCUGCUCUUCUAUGUUCUGCUAUUUCAGCUUUUAUAAUCACAUGUCUUACUCAUUCUUUGACUCAAUUGUUUAGGAGUUUCAGAGCUCUUUUUUGUUUCUUUUCCUCUUUUCUUUUCUCUUUUCUUUUCCUCCCCCUUCUUUACUUUAGUGAAGCAAGGUUUGCUUUCAACCUGUAUUCUCCUGUUGGCUGAAUUUCAUUCUCACUUUGUUCAUUUGUUCUAUUCUUAAAAUUCCCGCGCCCAUUCUUCCUUAUUUCUGUUGUCAUUAUCUUCUUGCGUAAUUUAGGAUGCCUCUUUAGAACAAGUGCGCGUUAAGGAAAGCUUUUGCUGAAGGGUGGCGUUUUCAUUUAAUCUUCUUGUUGACUUUCCCAUUCAUUUUCCUACAGCGCUCAAUCAGUCCUUUUCUGCGAGAUAGUUCAUGGUUUAUAUUCUAACUAAUUUGUUUCCUAUCCAUGUUUCACUAAGGACUGAUAACAUAUCUAAGCAAAGUAAAAUAAAAUAAAGAAUUAGAACAAGUUGUUCUUGACAGUUCAUUUCGCCAAGUGAGCACCAUCUGACAUAACUUAUUCGACGUUGCGAUGGGGAACCCGCUGAACCGACCCAAAAAUCUGACGCGUUGGUCCGAACGUUGAACGAGGAUCUAUCGGUCUCGUUCAGCCCCAGCGAAUCAGAGGGUACAAGUCCAUCGUGAGAAAAUAUCAGCUCAUCAUUGGCAAACGCGAAACCUGGGGCAGACUGGGUCUGUUGGUCCGGCCAUGGUCCC